AUAACACAUUUUAGCCCGUGCAUACAAAGUUCAAGUGAAUAAUUUUCAAUAAAUUUCCAUGUAAUAGGAUUUUCUUUAUUCCUUUAUUUACGAGCCAUUCGUCGGUUCUUAACGGCAGUCUUACAAACAAUAUGAAUUUCUAACGUGGAAUCCAGAUUAAAAUCAUUAAAACUACUUUGUUAGCAAUAAUCGCAUCAAAUCAUGUCUGAAAAACCUGUGGUAGCAAGUGGGGCUCAACCUAUAGUAAAAAUAGGGCAUUACACAUUAGGAGCCACACUUGGAGUUGGAACUUUUGGAAAAGUAAAGAUUGGUGAACAUCAACUCACAAAACAUAAAGUCGCUGUGAAGAUCCUAAACAGACAAAAAAUAAAGUCCCUCGAUGUCGUUGGAAAGAUUAGACGAGAGAUACAAAAUCUUAAGCUCUUCAGACAUCCACAUAUCAUUAAAUUGUAUCAGGUAAUAUCCACCCCAACAGACAUUUUUAUGAUAAUGGAAUAUGUCUCAGGAGGUGAACUGUUUGACUACAUUGUGAAAAGAGGUAAACUGCAAGAGCAUGAGGCCCGUCGGUUCUUUCAACAGAUUAUAUCAGGAGUUGACUACUGCCAUAGACACAUGAUAGUCCAUAGAGAUCUGAAGCCAGAGAAUUUGUUAUUGGAUCAUAAUAUGCAUGUAAAAAUAGCUGACUUUGGUUUAUCAAACAUGAUGAUGGAUGGAGAGUUUCUGAGAACUUCAUGCGGGUCACCAAAUUAUGCUGCGCCUGAGGUUAUAUCUGGCAAACUGUAUGCAGGUCCGGAAGUGGAUGUAUGGUCAUGUGGAGUCAUCCUGUAUGCCUUACUAUGCGGUACACUCCCCUUUGAUGAUGAACAUGUCCCAACCCUGUUUAGAAAGAUCAAAUCUGGAAUAUUCCCUAUCCCUGAGUAUUUGAACAAGAGUGUUGUCAGUCUGCUAUGUAAUAUGAUGCAAGUGGAUCCUAUGAAGCGAGCGACUAUAGAAGAUGUGAAGAAACACGAUUGGUUCCAGAAGGAUCUUCCUGAAUACCUGUUCCCAUCACCUGUGGAGCAGGUAUUUAUUAACUAUGAUAGUGGAGUAAUAGACACAGAGGCAAUAGCAGAAGUCUGCGAUAAGUUUGGAGUGCGGGAGCAAGAGGUGCACAAUGCUCUAUUGAGCGGAGACCCUCAUGAUCAACUGGCGAUUGCGUACCAUCUCAUCAUUGAUAACAAACGCAUGGCAGACGAAGCUGCGAGGGCUGAAAUCAAAGAUUUCUAUGUAGCUAACAGUUCGCCGCCCGCGGCUGUAACAGAAACGCACCGUCCUCACCCGGAACGGAUAGCCCCGUUGCGAGAUAAGUCGUCACCGGCCGCUCAGCCUGCCGCCGACAAACAACGCGGCACGCCUGUCAAACGAGCUAAGUGGCAUUUGGGCAUCCGAUCUCAGAGCAAGCCCAAUGAUAUUAUGUUGGAAGUGUUCCGAGCUAUGAAAGCUUUGGAUUACGAGUGGAAAGUUAUCAAUCCAUACCAUGUCAGGGUGCGCACCCUCAACAAAAUGACGCAGAAGUAUGUUAAGAUGUCCCUCCAACUCUACCAAGUGGAUUACAAAUCUUACCUCCUCGACUUCAAGUCCCUCUCAGGAGAAAAGGAGGACCCAGAGGAUGAAACAGCCUCCCCUCUCGCCCAAACCCCCGUCACCCCCCUCCCUUCCCCCAUGCAAACACAGGGUCACCACACUAUGGAGUUUUUCGAAAUGUGCGCAGCCCUUAUUAUACAAUUGGCUCGAUAGAUUCCAUCUUGAAAUCUUUUCCAUAAUACGAAAUUAUCUAUAAUAUAACAUUAAACUAACAUUGAUUUAUUACUACGUUAGGUGAAGCAUACGAAAAUGCGUGGAUAGUGACAUAUUCGGAUCAUGUUGUCAAAAUUUGUAUUGUGCAAUAACUAAUUAGUAGGCUUAAUAUACUACAUGAAUUGCAAUGGUGUCUUCAUGAGACAAUUCUCAGUGUUGCCUACGGAAAUAUUCGCAGAUAUUUAGUUAUGGUAUUCGAUUCACAUCUCUAGUGUUUUUUUAAUGGUAUACCAUUGAUCAAAACU
Molecule: messenger RNA, 2081 nt
Organism: Zerene cesonia (dogface butterfly)
Lineage: Eukaryota; Metazoa; Arthropoda; Insecta; Lepidoptera; Pieridae
Gene: AMPKalpha
Product: 5'-AMP-activated protein kinase catalytic subunit alpha-2
Exons: 7
Coding region: 202-1776 (524 amino acids)
Biological process (GO): intracellular signal transduction; protein phosphorylation
Cellular component (GO): cytoplasm
Molecular function (GO): ATP binding; protein serine/threonine kinase activity
Source: RefSeq, a predicted model, not a curated record